UCCAGAGUACGUUAGCAAGAAGUUGCGCGCGCAUCGUUGAGCAACGGAAAUACAUCCCCGGCAGUUUUCAAACACAAUAGAAGUAUCUAACGCUGAAAAGUACCAGCACCGGACUCAAAAUGUCGGGUUGUUGCGUUUACGGCUGUUCGAACCGGUACUCGCAGGACGGGGUUAAAUUCUACCGCAUUCCGGGGGUUAACCGGCCGCAUCAGAGGCUCUGAAGGCGGCUGUGGCUUCAGGCUAUCAAUCGGGUGGAUUGGACCGAGAAAACUAUGAAGAAAGCACGGGUCUGCGGUGCCCAUUUUAUAUCAGGAGAGGCGUCACUGGACUGGCAAGAUCCUGAUUUUGUGCCUUCUGUAUUCAUGUCCACUAAACAAAUUCAGAGACCUGGAGCAAAGAUGAAAAGGAACCAGAGGAAAAGAGGGAGAGAUGACACGGCGCACAAGUCACCAGAUCAACCCAGCUUUGGCAGUGACUCCAACACAGAGCAUGGUCCUGAUGUCCAGCAGCUGGGGGGGAUCAAAGAGGAGGAGAGCUGGAGUCCCAAACCAGACCAGGAGGACCAGAAGUCUCCAGAGAUUAAAAAGGAAGAGGAGGAGAAUGAGAUCACUAAGUUUAUAUUCAAUCCACUUCCUGUGAAAAGUGAAGAUGAUGAAGAGAAACCUCAGCUCUCUGAGCUCUCUCACAGCCAAACCAAGGAAAACGGAGACUUUUAUGAACCAGAUCGAUAUUUAGAAUCAGAUGGCGAAGAUAAAACUUCUGAUUCUUGUUCAGAGUCCUCAAAGACGGAUGUCAGUGAUGGAAACUGGGAGGAGAGCAGUGAAGCUCAGGCAGGUUUGGGGUCUGGAACCAAUAACACAGAUCCAGUUUGUGAGAAAGGUAAAAAGUUACACCACUGCUCUGAGUGCAGUAAAAUAUUUACCUGUAGACAGCAUUUGUUAGAACACAACAGGAUCCACACUGGGGAAAAACCAUUUAGUUGUUCUGUCUGUGACGAAACCUUUAUGCGGAAACCUUCUUUGACUCUGCACAUGAGGAAGCACAAUAAGGAAAAACUUUUCCGCUGCUCUGUUUGUGAUAAAACUUUGGCUUCUAAAGCAAACUUUAAAAAUCAUGCAAGAGUUCACACUCUGCAUAGGCCUUUUAAAUGUCAAUCUUGUAAUGCAGCUUUUAAAUGGAAGAGCAAUUUAAUAGAACAUAUGAGAAUCCACACUGGAGAGAAGCGUUACAGCUGCUCUGUCUGUGAGCAAACUUUUACAUGGAGACGAUCUUUGACACAACACAUCAAGAUGCACAGUGAAGAAAAACAUUUCAGAUGCUCUGUUUGUGAUGACACUUUUAUUUCGAAAGCUAAUUUAAAAAAACACUCAAAAAUACACAAAGAGAAAACUUUUGAUUCUUUAAAGUUGUCAGAUAAAGAUGGCAGUGAUGAAAACUGUGAGAAGAGCAGUGAACCUCAGUCAGCUUUGGGACCUGGGAAGAAUCAGACAGAUCCAGUUUAUGAGAAAGGUAGAAAGUUACAUGGCUGCUCUGAGUGCAGAAAAACAUUUAGUUGUAGACAAUAUUUGUUAAAACACAACAGAAUCCACACGGGAGAAAAACCAUUUAGUUGCUCUGUCUGUGACAAAACCUUUACGUGGAAACCAUCUUUGAUACUGCACAUGAAGAAGCACAGUGAAGAAAAACCUUUUAGAUGCUCUGUUUGUUGUAAAACAUUUGCUUCUAAAGGAAACUUAAAAAAUCACGCAAAAGUCCACACAUUGCAUAGGCCUUUCAAAUGUCCAUCUUGUAAUGCAGCUUUUAAAUGGAAGAGCAAUUUAAUACAACAUACGAGAAUCCACACUGGAGAGAAACGUUACAGCUGUUCUGUCUGUGACCAAACCUUUAUAUGGAGAAAUUGUUUGACACGACACCUGAAGAAGCACAGUGAAGAAAAACAUUUCAGAUGCUCUGCUUGUGAUGAAACCUUUAUUUCAAAAGCUAAUUUUAAAAAGCAUACAAAAAUACACAAAGAGAAAAAUUUUGAUUCUUUAAAGUCGUCAGAGAAAGAUGUCAGUGAUGAAAACUGUGAGGAGAGCAGUGAAAAUCAGUCAGCUUUGGGACCUGGGAAGAAUAAGACGGAUCCAGUUUAUAAGAAAAGUAGAAAGUUACAUGGCUGCUCUGAGUGCAGAAAAACAUUUAGUUGUAGACGAUAUUUGUUAAAACACAACAGAAUACACACGGGAGAAAAACCAUUUAGUUGCUCUGUCUGUGACAAAACCUUUACGUGGAAACCAUCUUUGAUACUGCACAUGAAGAAGCACAGUGAAGAAAAACCAUUUAGAUGCUCUGUUUGUGACGAAACAUUUACACAGAAACUAUCUUUGACAAUGCACAAGAAGAUGCACAGUGAAGAGAAACCGUUCGGCUGCUCUGUUUGUUGUAAAACAUUUGCCUCUAAAGAAAACUUUAAAAAUCACGCAAAAGUCCACACAUUGCAUAGGCCUUUCAAAUGUCUGGCCUGUCAUGCAGCUUUUAAAAGAAAGAGCAAUUUAACAGAACAUAUGAGAAUCCACACUGGAGAGAAACGUUACAGCUGUUCUGUCUGUGACCAAACCUUUAUAUGGAGAAAUUGUUUGACACGACACCUGAAGAAGCACAGUGAAGAAAAACAUUUCAGAUGCUCUGCUUGUGAUAAAACCUUUAUUUCAAAAGCUAAUUUAAAAAAGCACUCAAAAAUACACAAAGAGAAAACUUUUGAUUCUUUAAAGUCGUCAGAUAAAGAUGGCAGUGAUAAAAACUGUGAGGAGAGCAGUGAACCUCAGUCAGCUUUAGGACCUGGGAAGAAUCAGACGGAUCCAGUUAAUAAGAAAAGUAAAAAGUUAUACCAUUGUUCUAAGUGUCAGAAAAUGUUCAGCUGUUUACUGUAUUUGGUUGAACACAACAGAAUCCACACUGGAGAAAAACCAUUUAGUUGCUCUGUUUGUGAUGAAACUUUUACAUGGAAAACAUCUUUGACACUGCACAUGAGGAUGCAUAGUGAAGAGAAACCUUUCAGCUGCUCUGUUUGUGGUAAAACUUUUACUUCUAAAGGAAACUGUAACAAUCAUGCAAAAGUCCACACAUUGCAUAGACCUUUCAAAUGCCAGACUUGUAACUCGGCUUUUAAAAGGAAGAGCAAUUUAAUAGAUCAUAUGAGAAUCCACACUGGAGAGAAACGUUACAGCUGCUCUGUCUGUGACCAAACCUUUACAUGGAGACGAUCUCUGACACGACAUUUGAAGAAGCACAGUGAAGAAAAACCUUUCAGAUGAUCUACUUGUGACAAAACUUUUAUUUCGAAAGCUAAUUUAAAAAAGCACACAAAAAUUCAUGACGAGAAAACUUUUGCUUCUUUAUGUCCACAAAGAAAGAUGGCAGGGAUGAAAACUGGGAGGAGAGCAAUGAACCUUGGUUUGCAUGAAAUUCAACAUAAUUCGGCCCAGUUAAAAUCAAGAUAACCACAAGCAGAGCACCUUCUUUACGAGAGUCUUGUACAAUAACAAGGUGUCUUCAGUUGAGAUUUAUUUUAUUAAUUCCAGAGGGAAAGAAAAUGUAAGUCAUAUUUCUCAAUCAUAAAAGACUUGUACAUACUGAUGGCUCUGGGCAGGAAGUAUCUCAUUUAUUAUUUUUUUCUGACAAACCACUUUUACUGCUAUAUUCAAAUUACAGAUGAGUUUGACAUGGGUUUUACUAAUAUUAUAUAAUGCAUAAUGUGGAAAAAACAACUCUAGUUUAAGCCUGUAUUUAUGUUUAAAAUUACUUUUCUUUAAAAGUGUUUUGGCCAGUGUGUGAUCAGUUUAUAGACACAGGAAACUGAUAUCUAUUAGGUGGAAGAAGAUGUGUUAAAUAUGUGCAAAACUUGUUUCAUCACAACAGUUCUGCUAAGUGGAGGGAGUUUUUAAUGAAGACAAACUUAAAUCUAGUGACUAUCUUUGAAUUCAACUUGAUUUUUGUCAAACUUGUUUUUCUUCUCUAUGCUGCUGUGAGUUUAUUUUUUUUACUCUGUAGUUUUAUUUUUAUGCUUGUAUUGCUGUAUUUUGAACUGUGCAAUAAACUCAAGUUUUAUGUUUCUUACUAGAAUUUGAGUAAGCUUUUGCUUUAUAUGUGAAAAUUGCUAAGUAAAUGAAAUGUGCAAACUUCA
Molecule: messenger RNA, 4162 nt
Organism: Gambusia affinis (western mosquitofish)
Lineage: Eukaryota; Metazoa; Chordata; Actinopteri; Cyprinodontiformes; Poeciliidae
Product: zinc finger protein 501-like
Exons: 4
Coding region: 273-3293 (1006 amino acids)
Biological process (GO): regulation of transcription by RNA polymerase II
Cellular component (GO): nucleus
Molecular function (GO): DNA-binding transcription factor activity, RNA polymerase II-specific; RNA polymerase II cis-regulatory region sequence-specific DNA binding
Source: RefSeq, a predicted model, not a curated record